This is a messenger RNA of Monoraphidium neglectum, 765 nucleotides long. RefSeq lists its product as hypothetical. The coding region runs from base 1 to 765 and encodes 254 amino acids. The record is from RefSeq and is a predicted model, not a curated record. The transcript has 3 exons. Lineage: Eukaryota; Viridiplantae; Chlorophyta; Chlorophyceae; Sphaeropleales; Selenastraceae.
AUGGACCAGGUGUGCAGCGAGCUGCUGGCCCCUGCCAACGCAACGACUGACAGCAAGGAUCCCAAGAAGCUGCACUACGGCUGCGGAGUGGCCACGACCGCCCAGGUCAACAAGGUGUCCAGCGACCUGGCCGCCCUCGAGCCCAAGGUGGUCGCCGCCGUUGCUCAGGCCAGCUCUGCGCAGUCCGCCCUCGGGCAGGGCAGCAACCAGACAGCAGCGCUGCGAGCCCAGGUGGCCGCGCUCAAUGCGACGCUGGUGGCGCUCACCGCCAUGACGGAGGGGCUCAUGACAAACAUGGCCAGCGCCGCUGACACCGGCGUGAUCACCCAGCAGCUUGAAGCUCUUGCGGCAGCGGACACUCGCGCGGCCCAGCGACUGGCGUCACUGGCUGCGGCAAACCAGACUCUGGGCCAGGAUAUUGCGCGGCUCAAGGCCUCUCAGAAUCAGUGUACGUGCGGUCCAGAGCUCUCAGCUGUGAACACCACGCUGGAAGCAAUCAAGUCUGUCCAGGCUGCUGACGCGGCAGCGACCGCCCUGGUCAACACCACUGCAGAGUCCUUCAAGCUCGCAGUCGCCGAUGGCGCUGCGACCAUCUCGGCGAUCAAUUCCAGCAUCAUUGGCCUGACAGCGGCCAUUGGCAACGUGUCGGCCAUCGACCUCAGCAUUUAUGCCAAAAUCGUCGACCUUGCAACCCUAGAUGCGGCCACACUGGGCGGCGUGCCGGCCGCUCAAUACUUGCGUGCGCGCGUUCCUUUCGACGUCUGA